This is a messenger RNA of Stegodyphus dumicola, 4084 nucleotides long. RefSeq lists its product as uncharacterized. The record is from RefSeq and is a predicted model, not a curated record. Gene Ontology annotation, biological process: cell population proliferation; positive regulation of protein phosphorylation; DNA damage response. Lineage: Eukaryota; Metazoa; Arthropoda; Arachnida; Araneae; Eresidae. Gene Ontology annotation, cellular component: nucleus.
UCGAGCUCAUAAUCAAAAAAAACGGUUUUCUGAUUAUGAAAUAGAAUUUUCUUAAAAAAUUUGGCAAUACGGUGAUUUGUUUCGCGCUUUUCAAGUAAAUUUGAAUCGUCGGCUGCAUUAGUGAUACAAUGUCGAAAGAUAAAUUUUACAUUUUAUUAAAUGAAGUAUUUGACUUAAUGUUAGAUAACAAACUAAGAAAGGAUAUUGAUGACACACUUUUAGAGAAAUUAAUAUCGUUGUUGAAAGGAGGAGGAGUUAUAAAUACAAAUAAUCAAAAUUCAGAUCCGAAAUCCACUGACGCAGAUUUCCUUCAGGAUCUUUUGACAAAGACAAAGGCUUUAGAUCUUAUUGAAAGAGCUGUUUUUUCACUGACAGAGAAAAAAGAAAAUCUUUGUAUUCCAGUGAAAGUUUUUGCUGUUAGACUUUUAGGAUUGCUAUUUGAGGAAGAAAUCAUAUUUGUCUCAAACAAAGCUUCAUUACUUCUGCAGAAACUUCCAAGUGUUUGUGACAGUACUAUGUAUGAGACAUAUUCUCCAUCAGUACAAGAUGCAGUACUUUCCUCUUUGUUAUCCAUUGCAAAGCAUGCUGAAGGGGCUAUUUGGCUCAUUAAACAGAAUCUCAUUGAUUUUGUACUGUCAAGUUUUUCGUGCACCAGUUUUUAUGUUAGAAAGCGAGCAGUGAAUUUUUUCAACACUUCAGUACCAUUGUGGACAUCUUCAAAAUUCUCAUCAAUACCUCAGAAGGAAGUGCUUAACAAAUCAACCAGGAAUAUAAUGAAUCAAAUUAUUUCUGGAAUUCAGAUUACAGAUAUGCAAGAGAUGACUGUUAGUGAAUGCUGUAUUAUGGUUUUAAAAGAAUUCUUGAAUUUUCCGUAUCUUAGAGUUCUUCUUUGUAAUGAUUUUGAUUUAAUUCAAAGACUUUGUGAUGAUAUCUCACAAUCAUUAGAAGAAAGUGAAAUGUGUGAAAAGAUUGCUGACAUUCUUCUAGUUGUCUUCUCUAGUGAUCCUAGCAUAGAGCCAGCUAUAAAAGAAGUAAUCAGGUUACUAGCAAAUCACCAACUGUUUGUACCUAGUAUACAUCUCACAUCAUCACUUUUAAGGCUAUCAGAGAAAUAUAAACCUCUCACCAAAGAGCAUCUCUGUUUCAUCCUCAUGCCUUUGCAUAUUUUGUCCAGUAGCAGAUCUGCCAUCCCUGCAGAAGAUUUACUUCCCAUUUUUAACAGCACAUUGUACUUCUCCAUUUUAAACCUAAUGAAAGUGAAAUCAAAUUGCAUUUUAUUCCUAAAUUCUUGUCUUACUGCUUUAUCAGAACUUUCAUGUUUUAUGGAUCCCCAGGCUCUCGAAUCUGUUAUAUCAGCCAUCCAUAUUUUAACAAAAAAACGUGUUGAGAAUGCAUCAGAACUUCAUCCUUGGUUGCAUGCAUGUUUAGAAAAUCGAACAAUUCUUCUUUCUCUUCUACAGCUAUUCAAAUCUUUUUUUCCAAUCCCAGUUUUUUCAAAAAUGAAUAUAACUACACAACUGUUAAUUUUUGAAUACUUACUGAACUUUUUAGAAACUCCAUCAAAUGAUAGCAAUUUUCUAUCAGAAGUCAUAAAUCAUCUGAAAUGCAUAGUAAAUUUGAAUAAUGAUUACCCUUUCCAUAUGGCUGAUGAUCUUAUUGAACGGUUUGCUCAAGUAUUAUGCCGAAAACUGCUGGACAAGAAAGAACCUGUUGUUGAUAAUUCAAUACAUCUUGUAAAUGAAAUGAUAAGUGGAAAAGGCAGUCAGCAGUGGACUGAGAUUCUUCGCAAAUUUGAAAUAUUAAGCAUUAUUUGGGAUAUAGCUAUUGAAGGAAAUCAUGAUGGUCCAAUUAAAGCAUCUGCUCUUCAUGUUAUUAUUGAAGCAUGCUUACAGAUACAGUUUUGGGAGGAUAUAAAAUCUUUAAAGAAAGUCACAGAAAUUAAUAUUGUAAAGAUUUUAUAUAAUUAUGCUUAUGAUCCAGAUUUCUUUGUCCAGAGGGAAUCUGUGGUAUGUUUAUUUCACUGGAUGCGUUCUAAAUGGGAUGAUAUGCCAUUAAUAUGCAAAGAAAGGUUGUUCUGUAUUUUUACUUUUUCUGUUAAAAGCUUAGAUUUAGAACUAAAACUCAUUGCAUUAGACUCGUGGAAAUCUCUAAUGGACUGCAAUAUGUAUUUUCCACUUGUAUCAUCUCCUGAGGAUGUACUUAAUUAUAUAAAAUGUCUGUGUCAGUCAGGGUUUGGUUCAUCAUUAUUAUUUGCUAUACAUGAUUAUGAUCCAUCUGUGCAAUAUAAAGCUGCUACAAUUAUGCAUGAGCUUCGUAAGAAACUGCUGGGCUUAGGACUUACACAAGAUUUCAUAUCAUUUGAAGAAGAAAAUGUGAUACUGCCUAAUGAAAACCCUUCAGGUAUUAUGCUUAAAUUUAGUGAGGAGGAGAAAAUUGCAGGAAUUGAUAAUGUGAUGAAUUCAACAACAGCUCAGUUGAUUACAAGCAUAUCAAGACCACCAGACUAUGAUAAAAUCUCUGAUUGUAAAUUUAGUAAUUCUUCUGCAGAGUUAAAAACAAUAUCUUGUCCCAUUAAUUCAUUCUGGAUUCAUCUUUGGUCUGUAAAGAUUGAUUCUCUUUUGUUUAAUGAUGAUAAAUCAUUAGAAAAUUUUUCGGAUUGUUCAAUAUCUUUGUUAGAAGACAUAAUUGCUGCUAAAGAAACUGACAUUAAGAAUUCUAUGAAUGAUACACCUGAUUGUUAUUGAAAUUCUCUAUUCUACCUUGCAUUCAAAUAUAUUUUUUUAUCUGUUUAAGCGUAUGUGUAUUUUAAAUUGGAAAAUAUAUAAGUAUUUUGAAGAUAUUUUGCCAUAAUUUAAUUCCGUUAUCCAUGGAAUUAUUAAAAAAUUGAGUGUAUAUAUAUAUAUAUGUAAAAGAUGAAGAGUGAAGGGAUUAUUGCAAAUUUAAGUUAGUAUUCGGAUUUACAUGUUUUUUAUAUGAUUGCAAGUUCUUCGUUAUGCAUCAACUACAACAUCAACAUUUCUAAAUUAUUACAUAUAUGUAUUAAAUUCAAGAGAGUUUUGAUUGAAUUUUCGAUGUAUAUUUUCAGUCUAAUAUUUAUAUCUUGGAAAUAAUAUUUAACUUUUGAGAUUUUAAAACUCAUUUGUUUCAUCACUGACAUGAUUUUAUUGUUGCUUCUAUGAACUUUGAUAGUGUCCAGUCCUACCACUCCCUUAUUGAUAGGUUUGAACCUGAUUAAAGUAAGUAUUUUUAAGAGAAGUAUACCACACUUUUAAGUAUGUGAAAUUUCUUGAGUAACAAAUUUUAUGUUUGGUGAAAUACCUCGAUUUGGUAUUAAUUUAAAUUGCGAAAACUAAAUACAUUUUGUGAGAUAGAUAAAAAAAAUUUCAUGGGCUUAAUGACGACCUGAUAAGUUUGUGUAACCAUAUCCAUGUAUCUGUUUUCCGAGUUUUUCUAAAUGUUUUCUGAUUAUUAUGUAAUUAACAACCAUUUAAUAUGAGAAACCUAACUGAAGAAACUGAGGCUUUGAAGCCUAUUUACAAAAUAAGCCUUUUUACAUUUUUAAAUUCUUCAGUCAUUUUACAAAUAGAGAGCAUAAAAUGUUCUUGAAAAGAAUUUUUGCACUAAAUAAAUUUCUAGUGAAAUUUCUGAUAGUGUUAAAUUUGUGUACUUCAAAAAUUCAUUUAAAAAAUACUGCAUUUGAUGUAAAUUCUCUCCUUAAUCAUAUAUUGUUCCUCUAUUUUAAGGCAUUCAGUUUGUGUUUAGAGCUGAAACUUUGUAUUUGUUGUCACCAGUGGGCAGCAACCUGUAAGUGCAAUACAUAUCAUAUUUUUGCUGGUUUAUUAUUUAUUGCAACUCAUUGUAUUUUACAAUGAGUUUAUUGCAACUCAUUGUAUUUUGUUAUUCUUUUUAAUACAAAUUUGAUUCACAUGAAUGAAAUGCUGGCAAAAAUAUAUGAAGCUGUGAAUAUAUUAAUAAAAGAUUAGAAGUAUUAAAUGCAUUUAUUUAACAUAAAUACUUGCACUUGAUUUACAUAUGCUCUCAGAAUUUAAAUGAUAUUGUAGAUUAGUUUGCAGCAAUCUACAAU